This is a messenger RNA of Xiphophorus hellerii (green swordtail), 1888 nucleotides long. Its product is annotated as ras-related protein Rab-8B. The transcript is spliced from 8 exons. NCBI's taxonomy places the organism in Eukaryota, Metazoa, Chordata, Actinopteri, Cyprinodontiformes, Poeciliidae. Gene Ontology annotation, molecular function: GTP binding; GTPase activity. The record is from RefSeq and is a predicted model, not a curated record. The coding region runs from base 131 to 751 and encodes 206 amino acids.
CCGGUCUACUGUCGGAACGCUUGAUGCCGAACCGUUUCCUGCUUCUCUGUCGGUCCAUCUGAGCAGCUCCAGCAGAGGUUCGCGGAGCAGAGCCGGGCCCAUUCGGACCGGAGCCGAACCGAACCCGAACAUGGCGAAGAGCUACGACUACCUGUUCAAACUGCUGCUGAUUGGAGACAGCGGCGUGGGCAAAACCUGUCUGCUGUUCCGCUUCAGCGAGGACGCGUUCAACACCACCUUCAUCUCCACCAUCGGAAUCGAUUUUAAAAUUCGGACCGUGGAGCUGGACGGAAAGAAGAUCAAACUGCAGAUCUGGGACACAGCGGGUCAGGAGCGCUUCCGGACCAUCACCACAGCCUACUACCGAGGCGCCAUGGGCAUCAUGCUGGUGUACGACAUCACCAACGAGAAAUCCUUCGACAACAUCCGGAACUGGAUACGCAACAUCGAGGAGCACGCGUCGGCGGAUGUGGAGAAGAUGAUCCUGGGAAACAAGUGCGACAUGAACGACAAGAGGCAGGUCUCCAAAGAGAGAGGAGAGAAGCUCGCCAUCGACUACGGGAUCAAGUUCCUGGAAACCAGCGCCAAGUCCAGCAUCAAUGUGGAGGAGGGCUUCCUGACCCUCGCCAGAGACAUCAUGAGCCGCCUCAACAGGAAGAUGAACGACGGGGGUCCAGCAGGUGGAGGUGGCCAGGUGAAGAUCUCAGAUCCGCUCUCUAAGAAGAGCGUGUUCAGGUGUUCACUGCUGUAGGCGGAGCCUCCAGCUGCCGACCAAUCACCUGCAGAGGCUCGCUGCAGUAGGCGGAGCCUCCUGACCAACUGUGGCUCCUCCUCCUUCCAGGUUAUGAUGGCGGCUGCCUUGAAACGUGAAAACAAUCGGCAAUGUUUUUGUCUGUAGGAUGGAGGCGGGGCUUAUGUAGGGGCGGAGCUUACAUGUACAGACACACUUAAAGGGACAGUCCGUGUUUUUCCUGAUUGGUCAUCUGAGCGCGCUCAGUUUCAUCUGAAAUCGUUGCUUCCUGACUGCUUGGCAGUCCUCCAGCGCCUCGCUCUAAGAAGAGCAUGUUUACAUGGAAAAGUUAGUACACCUUUACUAGACGUUCACAUAUAGAUGUUUAAUUUUUCAUAUUUAUCUCCAGAAUUUAAAGUGAUUUUGUCCAAAUAAACACAGGAACUAAUCAGUAGAUCAACCAAAAUGUUCUCUAACUCGGGGAAAAGUUAGCACACCCUAACAUCUAGUCUGUCUGGAUGAAAUCCCUUCAGGAGAAGCUUCCUGUCUCCAUCUCAGGGACGCUGUCCCGGCAUCACUUCCUGUCGCCCCACAGCAUCUGCAAGAGCUCAGUAUCUGGGCUUUGACUAGGCCGAGGAGUUUCGUCCAGCUCCUUGUGUUCCUGAAACCAGAUGUUUUUGCUCUGACUGUUCAAACUGAGCGCGCUCAAACACUGAUGGACAAAGUGUGAACUGUCCCUUUAAAGCCGUCUCCAGGAAGGUCAGCUAGGGGUCAGCAGGGCGGCCAUGUUUGAUUUAAAAAUGCCAGCUGUGAACAAGAAGGUUUCAUUUCAACCCAGCUUCGGUUUGUUUUCAUGCUUUUAUUUUGAAGUUUUCUGCUCUAACAGUUGUCUCAGGACAGGAAGUCCUGCAGUUUUCAGUGAAACAGGAAAUGUUUCAGCUUCCUGUGGAGAAUCAGUUUUACAUGAGGAGGUUCUGACCCGUCAGCUGGUCUGAGGUCAGCAGAACCCAACCGGAACCGGCUAUGCAACUGAUCCGGAGAACCCGGCUGUCUCCAGAGUUCCUCUUGAGUUUAUUUUUCUACCUGACUUUCAGAAUAAAAGCCUCUAACUGUAUUGUAACAUGAAGGAUUUUAUAAAUAAACUUGUUUUAUAUUGGA